AUGGGGUUUAUUCUCAUGUAUGACAUCACUAAUGAAGAGUCCUUCAACAGUGUGCAGGACUGGUGUACACAAAUCAAAACAUACUCAUGGGAGAACGCUCAGGUGGUUCUAGUUGGCAAUAAGUGCGAUAUGGACGCUGAACGUGUGGUUUCUCUAGAAAGAGGCAGACAACUCGCCGAUCAACUAUGUACGGUACACUUUAAGCACCUUGAAGUUAUGCUCGGCGAACUUGCCCCUGUAAGCCAUCCGAGUCGAUUGGAAUCGUGCGUCGCUCCGCCCAUUGAAUGUGCGAAAAUCCGUCAUGGUCGCGUACCCUUUCUUUCGAACCGCAAAUUUGACCGCAAUCAAGGGGUGGUUGCGUGA
Molecule: messenger RNA, 363 nt
Organism: Cooperia oncophora
Lineage: Eukaryota; Metazoa; Nematoda; Chromadorea; Rhabditida; Trichostrongylidae
Source: the annotation of a GenBank genome assembly